Acanthaster planci (crown-of-thorns starfish) is the source of this 373-nucleotide messenger RNA. RefSeq names its product retinoschisin-like. The record is from RefSeq and is a predicted model, not a curated record. NCBI's taxonomy places the organism in Eukaryota, Metazoa, Echinodermata, Asteroidea, Valvatida, Acanthasteridae.
CAUAAUUCAGCAUCGGUAGUUUGUGACAAUGAACAAAAAGGCCGCUUGGAUUGUGAUUGUCUCUGCUAUAGCAGUGUUCUCGAGUGGUGUGGAGGGCACAGCGAGGACAUGUUACUUCGGUCCCCCACCGAAACCUGAUCCUGAUAACCCAGAUCACUGGAUGAAGCAAGUCAUGCGAGAGACACGAGAGCGUUGCCCGGGAAAGGGGGCAUGUAGCCAAGCUGAGAGAGUCGAGUGUGCGAACCCGAGGCCGCUAGGGAUGGAGGAUGGGUCCAUCCCCGACGCAAACAUCUCGGCGUCCAGUAUGUAUGGGGGCUGGCCUCCCCAGGCCGCACGCCUCAAUGGCGACAGAGCGUGGUCAGCAGCCGCGUAG